AUGCCUAACCUGGGCGGUCCGCGUGAGAAAGUUAGGAGGCUCUACGCCAAUGUUGUGAGCUCGAUAGCGCUGUAUGGAGCCCCAAUAUGGUCGGUCGCCCUGUCGAAGAACAGGAAAGCCAUCGCGGUGCUGAGUAAAACUCAGCGCCGCAUGGCGAUCAGGGCGGUCAGGGGCUACAGAACCAUUUCCCACGCGGCAGCCACGUUGAUGGCCGGGAUGCCCCCAAUCGAGAUGAACGCCCGUGCCCACGCUCGAGUUUACGAGCAGGUGGCGGAGCAAAAGGCAAGGGGCAUCCCGGUGCCCAAGAGGGGGAGGAGGCUCCUCAGCCUCCGCAUCAAAGAGGAAGUGAGGGAGGAGUGGCGAACAUGGCUUGCCGACCCGAGGCGUGCAGGCCAGAGGACGAUACAGGCCAUCCUCCCUCACUUAGACGAGUGGGUAGAACGCUCAUGGACACGGGCGUCCUAUAGAACAACGCAGGUGCUCACCGGGCAUGGGUGCUUUG
Vollenhovia emeryi is the source of this 502-nucleotide messenger RNA. RefSeq lists its product as uncharacterized. NCBI's taxonomy places the organism in Eukaryota, Metazoa, Arthropoda, Insecta, Hymenoptera, Formicidae. The record is from RefSeq and is a predicted model, not a curated record. The annotation marks the transcript as partial. The transcript has a single exon.